GAAGAGGAGACGACUCGAAAAUGGGUUCAGAUGGGGCGAUGGGGAUAGGUAGGUUCGCUUGACGCGCAUUGUUUCUGGUCCUUGUUCCUUCAUUGACGAAUGGGGCGGCGUCUGUUUGUUUGGCGCGAAUGCGAUGUGCGGGUGGUUGCUAUGUUCUCAGGUUUAUUGCGCAGCCCGCUAGCUUUGAUAAUCGGAUUGCGUUUAGGGGUCGGAGUGAGUGGUCUCUGCCCGCGGGGUUGUCCAAGAGGGGAGCAGGCUUAGGACCGGAGAAAGAGCUGCCCAAUGUACAGGGAAAUGCUCGUUGGACUAACGAGCGCUAUAGGGAUGUGCUGCGCACGAUAUACAGUCAUAAUGCGUCUGAGGAUACUGUAGACCCGGAUAUGAUUGACACGAAUAGUGUUCUCUCGUUCUCCACAUCCAUGCCUGACCCCCCAAAUGCGAAAGCUUCAGCCGAUGUUCUAGACGACGUCAGAAGUCCGGCCUAUGCUCAGGCUUCGCUACCAUUACGAACGCGGAGGAAGUUGUCUGCACCUGCCAGAAGGCUGCGUGACGUGUGCACUUCAUCAUAUAAGACUCUUGAUGCCCCUGAUCUUGAGGAUAACUUUUACUUGAAUCUCAUUGAUUGGUCGUGCCAGGAUCAGCUCGCUUGUGUUCUCGGAGGGAGCAUAUAUAUAUGCAAUCUCAAGAACAUGAAAGUGAAUUGUGCGUCAAAUGAACUUAUGUCCCAGCGGCUAUGGGCCUCCAGUGUACAUUGGUUAGGUGACGGUUCCGAAUUAGCUAUCGGAUCCCGAGGGGGUUUCUUGUCAAUGAUAGACUCACGUACAUUUCAAGAAAAGCGUGGAUUUGCCUCUGGUCACCUAAAAAGGAUCGGGAUUAUGACAUCCCAGGGAUCGCUCAUUGCCACGGGCUCUGCGGAUUCCGACAUCAUUCUUCAUGACCAACGGAUGUUUCAUUGUGUGAAGACAAUAAAUGCCCACAGACUUGAGAUAUGUGGCUUGAAAUUCAACCCACUCGAUCCGAAUGUGCUUGCUUCGGGUGGCGACGACUGCAAGCUCUUCAUAUGGGAUCUUCGUAACUUAGCUUCUUCCUCAUCCUCAUCGUCUUCGUCUUCUGAUCCAUCUGACCCUUCAAUAUUACAAUCAAACCAAAUCUUCCGUGGCCGUCUGUCCACCUCUUCCUUGGCGAGCUUGGAUUCUCAAUCUUCCCCCACCCCGCUCUCUCCCCCCUUCUCCUUCGGCCUGGAUGAAUUAAAACCAUCCGAUGGUUUAUCUGCGCCCCUUUUGCAGCUAAACGAACAUCGUGCUGCAGUGAGAGGUCUUGCGUGGUCACCUCAUGUCAAGGGUCUGCUUGCAAGCGGAGGAGGGAAAAGCGAUCCGGUUAUUCGGUUCUGGGAUACGAAGACGGGGAGAAAAGUCGAUCAGGUUAGAUGUCAGGCUCAAGUGACGAAUUUGAUGUGGUCAAGAACGAGUGAUGAGCUUAUGAGCACGCAUGGAUAUGGCGAUUCGGUCGCGCCUGGCGCCAUCGCUGUUUGGCAUUGUCCGACUCGAUUGCCGAUUGUUUCGUUCAGGGGACACGCAGACCGCGUCCUUUAUGCUGCUGCAUGCCCUAGCGGAGGCUCUGUUGUAACGGGUUCUUCAGAUCAGACCCUACGAUUCUGGAAUAUCUUUCCGGAGAAACGAGUCUUUAGGACACGGAGCUUUAAUGAUUUAGAGGGGAAGCUGAGGUAAAUGCAAAAAGAAACAAAACAACAUCAACCACAAGGAGAGUGCUGUGACCAUAUGACAGGAAUGCAAUACGCAUGUACCCAUUGGAUCGUUUGUGUGUUGUAAAUGUAGGUUGCCGCACAUUGUCAAUGCACAAUAAUAGGAAUUGGUC
Cantharellus anzutake is the source of this 1875-nucleotide messenger RNA. RefSeq names its product WD40-repeat-containing domain protein. NCBI's taxonomy places the organism in Eukaryota, Fungi, Basidiomycota, Agaricomycetes, Cantharellales, Hydnaceae. Gene Ontology annotation, cellular component: anaphase-promoting complex. Gene Ontology annotation, molecular function: anaphase-promoting complex binding; ubiquitin ligase activator activity; protein binding. Bases 129 to 1727 code for a protein of 532 amino acids. Gene Ontology annotation, biological process: positive regulation of anaphase-promoting complex-dependent catabolic process; anaphase-promoting complex-dependent catabolic process; positive regulation of ubiquitin protein ligase activity. The transcript has 6 exons. The record is from RefSeq and is a predicted model, not a curated record.